AGGCCAAAAACCGAGCAGCCAAAAAAAAAUAAAUGCUUUUAUAUUUUGAAAACGAUCGUUUUUAUUUAUUUAUUUAAUUCUCGCGUUGUGACGUCACUCGCACAGUAUUUUCGAUUUAAGCCCGAAAAGAAAACAAUUGCCACACCUAAAGCCAAGCGCCAAAGGCAAACAGCAGAAUAAUCUUCAUCGUCUUCGUUAUACAGAUUAAAAGCGCAGCGUGUUUAAUUGAGGAAUUAGCGAAGAGAUCUUUUAUCAUUAAAAUGUUUGCAAUGCUCGUGUGGCUGAUAAUUAUUGCCACCACAAUAACAACAAUAAGCACGGAGACAACAAUAGCCAAAGCUCAUGGAAAUUUUCCCUGCCCGUAUGCGGAUACGGUGAACAUUACGGAUGGUUUGCGCCUCAGGGAUGGAUCCUAUUCGUUUGCGGGAGUCCUGGUGCCAGCCGAAUUGACAGCCGAAUAUAACUUUAAGGUUAUCGAUGGUGUGGAGUAUAAGGCUGCUCGACAUCUGCGUGGCUGCGUCUGCCAGAUAAAGCCGUGCAUCACGUUCUGCUGUCCGCCGGACUUGGUGUUCAAUGCGCAGAGAUGGAACUGCACUCGGCCGAAUCAGGUUCGUCAGAUAACGCACAUUGAGCUGAGCGCCAGCGGCAAUCGGAGUGUGGAACAGGUGAAGAUCAUGGAUCAUUUUGUGGUGCGCACAGAGUUGGGUUGUCGCAACAAGUUCGUGGACUCGAAUCACGACUCCUUCUGGCAAUGGGAUCUGCAUGCGAAUGGCUCGCUGCAGCGGGAUGAUCGCUUGUGGAGCACCGAUGAAUACUGCUUCACGCCGCUGGAGCACAACUCAGCCUGGGAGCUAGCACCGCUGAAUUGUGAGCGCUUUCAGCGUGGCUAUCGAGUGUGGAUCUAUGCCAUAUGCUGCAUUAUUGCCAUAUUGAUCAACAUCUUUAUAAUGGCGCUGCUGAGCUCCGUUAAUGAGGCACGUCGCAGUCAUUUUGGCAAGCUGAUCAUCUAUUAUCUGUUCUUUGCCAUUUGUGGACACUCCCUGAUCGUCUAUCUCACCCUCAAGAAUCCCAUGAAUCUAUCGCAUGAAGCCUGCCGCAACAUAGGUUAUCUGGCCUACUUCUUCAUCAUGUUGUCCUUUGUCUAUUUGGCCAACUGCAGUUUGGACUUUCUCUUGAAGUUCCGACUGAUACCCAUAAAGAAUUGGUGGCGCAUCUUGUGGUACUCCUUAUCCUUUGUCUGUGUGAUCGUACUACGAUUCCUAGUAUCCUUCGCACAGUCCUCCAACCUGCCCAAACAUUUGAAGCCCGGCAUUGGCGAGGAUUAUUGCUGGUUUGAUGUGCGUCUCUGGGGCAUUUUGAUGUAUUACUAUGCACCCAUUGCCCUGCUCCUGAUCUUUAGCAUUGGUUGCUGUCUGAAGACGUAUUUCUCUAUUUAUGAGCUGCCAGCAGAUACGCAAUAUAUUCAGGGCACCCAGCUGCGCAUUAUGAAGACACACUUUUACGCUUUUAGUGUGUAUUUGGUGGGUGUGUUCUCUGUUUGGGUGCGCGAGAUGAUUGUCUAUAUAUUGGCGCGAGUGCGGGAACAUUUCUUCAUCAUUGAUUUCUGGAGCGGCAUUUGUAUCCUGGUGCUGGCCAUAGCAGGAUUCGCUCUGUUGCUGGGCAAGAAUAUGUACGUCAAGUCCUGGUGGUCCAUUAAUGUCGAAACCAGUCAAACCGAUCUGAGCGUUAUAAACGCGCGUGUUUAUAAAUUCGAUGAGAAGGGCGAUCUCAAAUCACCCGAUUCACCUUAUAAGCCAACAGUGACAUCGCUUUGAAUGACAAUCGACUGCCUCAAAUUUUGCGCGACUGCCAACUCUGUCAACUGGUAUUCAUAUAUCAUUUGCAUAUUUAUGACACAUACUGGUCUUUACUCAGCUUUGUUCUGAGUCACAUAUUGAACGAUAGCACUUAAGCAUUAUUAAGACUUGUUACAUUAUACACUUAUCAUUAACAAUUAAAAGUUUGUAACUAAUCUACAAAUUUGGG
Messenger RNA from Drosophila grimshawi, 2025 nucleotides. Its product is annotated as probable G-protein coupled receptor Mth-like 9. The transcript has 8 exons. NCBI's taxonomy places the organism in Eukaryota, Metazoa, Arthropoda, Insecta, Diptera, Drosophilidae. Gene Ontology annotation, molecular function: G protein-coupled receptor activity. Bases 261 to 1814 code for a protein of 517 amino acids. The record is from RefSeq and is a predicted model, not a curated record.